CUCUCAAUUAUUAGAGUAUCUAAUCUUCAUCUCUUCCAAUCAUUCUCCAUUUCUCUUACUGUUCAGUUUUUCUGCUCUCUCUCUACCUCGAUCAUCGGUGCCAUGGCGGCGGAAUGGUUUGUUGGUCCAAUCAUGGACAAGAUCAUCAACGCUUGCUCUGAUUACCUGCAAGAACAAGUCGGAUGGCAGAUGGGCAUCAAGAAGGAGCUGGAAAGCUUGCGAGAGAACCACCCGAAGAUCCAAGCUGUCGUCUUUGCCGCUAACCAAGCACAAAUUAGCGAUCAGAACCACCCUAUCAACAAAUGGAUAUGGCAGCUGCGAGAUGCUAUUGAUGAGGCAAAUGAUGUGCUCGAUGAGUUUGAGUACAUGAAGCAUCAAGAACAGCUGACCACAAACACGGAAGAAACAAAGAAAAGAAAGUUCACGAGCUUCCUAUCUGAAAUUCCUUGUAAAAUUCUCAAAAUUGGCGAGCGUGUUCUCAAAAGAGAUCCCAACUUGAAGCGACUGGAGGAGGCUGUGCAGAAACUUGAUAAAGUUUCGGCUGAUGUUACUACUUUCCUUCGUCUUUUAGACAGCACGAAGCAGGAACAGAAGGAGCAGGAGGUUGAUUUCUACAAAACACGUGAAACAGGAUCCUUGCCUACAAAUGAUCUCAUUGGUAGAGGCGAUGCUAAGGAGUUUGUUAUGCAGUGGUUGAGGAAACCAUCAAACGAGCAUCGGGGAACUGAUUUGUACAGAAACAUUUCUCUUCUAUCUAUAGUGGGCCAUGGUGGUAUGGGGAAGACAACUCUCUUGCAACAUGUUUAUGAAGAUGAAAUGACAAAGGAAUUUUUUGAUCUUAAAAUGUGGGUUUGCGUUUCCAACAACUUCGAUGUGAAAAAAGUCAUUGUAGAUAUGUUAUCAACUCUUAAGAAGGAGAGGCCUCGUUUGGACGAAUCACUUGAUGCACUUCAAAAUAGUCUUAGGACCGAGAUUAUGUCGAAGAAGUUCUUACUUAUUCUGGAUGACAUUUGGGAGGAGGAGAAGAAGCAUGAUAUCAGCAAAUGGGAGAAGGUGCUCGCCCCUCUGGCUUAUGGGAAAAUUGAUAGUGGGAUUUUGGUAACAACUCGAAUGGACUCAGUUGCAACUAUGAUUGCAAAGGUGAUUCAAAAGGAGAAGAAAACGUUUAAAUUACAGGGCUUGGAGGAAGAUCAGUGUUUGCAGCUCCUCAACUUUCAUGCAUUUGCUGAUGUAGAGAAUCCUAAUGAUUAUAAAAGAUUAAGAUUUUGGACGAUACUACAAGAUGCAUGA
Dendrobium catenatum is the source of this 1290-nucleotide messenger RNA. Its product is annotated as disease resistance protein RGA2-like. The coding region runs from base 103 to 1290 and encodes 395 amino acids. The transcript has 2 exons. NCBI's taxonomy places the organism in Eukaryota, Viridiplantae, Streptophyta, Magnoliopsida, Asparagales, Orchidaceae. The record is from RefSeq and is a predicted model, not a curated record. Gene Ontology annotation, molecular function: ADP binding.